AUGUCCCACCAGCCUCAGGCCAAGGCAGCGUGUGAAUCGCAGCAGCUCGGGAAGGUGCAGCACGCCAGCAAGCAGAUCGCCGCCGACAAGCAGUACAAGGGCAUCAUCGACUGCGUGGUGCGCAUCCCCCGGGAGCAGGGCGUCCUCUCCUUCUGGCGCGGCAACCUGGCCAAUGUGAUCCGGUACUUCCCCACCCAGGCCCUCAACUUUGCCUUCAAGGAUAAGUACAAGCAGAUCUUCCUGGGCGGCGUGGACAAGCGGACCCAGUUCUGGCGGUACUUCGCCGGUAACCUGGCGUCCGGGGGUGCCGCCGGCGCUACCUCCUUGUGCUUCGUCUACCCCCUUGACUUUGCCCGAACCCGCCUGGCAGCGGAUGUGGGUAAAGCUGGGGCUGACCGCGAGUUCACUGGGCUCGGUGACUGCCUGGUCAAAAUCUUCCGGUCAGACGGCCUCAGGGGCCUGUACCAGGGCUUCAGUGUCUCUGUCCAGGGCAUCAUCAUCUACAGAGCCGCCUACUUUGGCAUCUACGACACCGCGAAGGGCAUGCUUCCAGACCCAAAGAACACCCACAUUGUUGUCAGCUGGAUGAUUGCUCAGACCGUCACCGCUGUCGCUGGUUUGACCUCCUACCCUUUUGAUACGGUUCGUCGUCGCAUGAUGAUGCAGUCUGGCCGUAAAGGAACUGACAUAAUGUACACCGGCACUAUUGACUGCUGGCGGAAGAUUGCCCGGGACGAGGGCUCCAAGGCGUUUUUCAAAGGUGCAUGGUCGAAUGUACUCCGAGGAAUGGGUGGUGCUUUUGUCUUAGUCCUGUAUGAUGAAAUCAAGAAGUACACAUAAGUUGUUUCCUGUUGUGAACUGGCAUGUUGUUGUAUGUAGUCUGUGACCACUCAUGGACUUGUUUGAAAACCGUCUAGUUACUACACGGCUGAUGUUUAUACAGGUUGGCAUGGGGCAGGGGCGACUGCCUGCCCUGCCUUUAUCA
Messenger RNA from Egretta garzetta (little egret), 985 nucleotides. It is a transcript of the gene SLC25A5, whose product is annotated as solute carrier family 25 member 5. Bases 1 to 840 code for a protein of 279 amino acids. NCBI's taxonomy places the organism in Eukaryota, Metazoa, Chordata, Aves, Pelecaniformes, Ardeidae. The record is from RefSeq and is a predicted model, not a curated record. Gene Ontology annotation, biological process: mitochondrial ADP transmembrane transport; mitochondrial ATP transmembrane transport. Gene Ontology annotation, cellular component: mitochondrial inner membrane. Gene Ontology annotation, molecular function: ATP:ADP antiporter activity. The transcript has 4 exons.